GCCAAGCGUGGACAUAUAUGGGUUGGGACCGCAUGUCGUAUGAUUGGCUUUGACCUAGAAGACAAAAGGAUUAUCUCAGCAACUAUGCAAGACUGUCCUAUGCCACCGGAUAUUGCAUACCAAUACACCAUCUACUUGAGUACAUUCAUAUACGACACUCUCUGGAGUCUACACCUUAGGCAGCCGAGAGCGAUAUCACUUUCUAUGCUGUGUACCGUCCGAGAUUCAGCCCCGAAAUCUACGCAAAACAGAAUGCUUCAUGUUUGGGUUGACCUCUGUGUGCAUAUCGCCGAAGUAAGCGAUAUCAUGACGACGUCCCUCCCACUAGAUAGCCAUUCUAGGGUCCAUAUCCUACAAAUAGAACAGCGUCUCCAGAGCCAUUAUGAUGCACUCCCUCCUGAUCUCUCCGCAUCAGUCGGAGAGCUUGACAUGGCGGGAUAUACGUAUCACAUCCAAUUUCACUGUGUGAAAAUUGUACUGCAUCGCGCGCUGCUCCAAUCGACACUCGAACAAGACCACGAGAAUGCUGCUCCGACUAACGACACCUAUCGAUAUACUCGGUCGAUUUCGCCGAAGGUUAUCUACGAAAGCGCCGUCCAUAUAACCAGUUUAAUACUCACCUACAAGCAAAUCUUUGGCCCCGAUAAGAUGGUCCCGCUCAUGGUGUACAGUAUCUACAUGGCAGCUACCUCUCUCGUCAGCCACGUUCGUUCCCUUCACGGCCUCGGUGCUCCUGCUGACCGUGACGAGAAACGCAUUCGUCUCUUGAUCGACACGCUCACUCAGAUCCGAGCGCACUUUCCCGUCGCCUCUCGCAUGUGUCAGACCAUAAAGGAGAGUUUUGGGGCCCCUUCAUUUGGUUAUACCAGCCCGCUUGGCCAAAGACAGAUCAGAUCAUCCACACGCAACAGUGCAACAUUGCAGAUUAAUGGCUCGGGAAUCAUAUCGCCGCUAGGGAAUUAUGUGCCCGGAAUAUCUUCGGACUCCAGUUGCAUGGAUGAUGGGCGAUUCUCCAUGGCUUCCUAAUCCAAAUGUGAGACACCGGCCGUUUUUUCUGUCGUUUCUAGACCAGUAGAUUUACUGGGAGUCCC
This is a messenger RNA of Aspergillus candidus, 1091 nucleotides long. Its product is annotated as fungal specific transcription factor domain-containing protein. The coding region runs from base 40 to 1026 and encodes 328 amino acids. Lineage: Eukaryota; Fungi; Ascomycota; Eurotiomycetes; Eurotiales; Aspergillaceae. The record is from RefSeq and is a predicted model, not a curated record. The transcript is spliced from 2 exons.